Misgurnus anguillicaudatus (oriental weatherfish) is the source of this 1959-nucleotide messenger RNA. It is a transcript of the gene st13, whose product is annotated as ST13 Hsp70 interacting protein. The record is from RefSeq and is a predicted model, not a curated record. Lineage: Eukaryota; Metazoa; Chordata; Actinopteri; Cypriniformes; Cobitidae. Gene Ontology annotation, molecular function: Hsp70 protein binding; protein dimerization activity.
CUCUUGUUUUGAUUCUGUCAUAUCAGUGAGUAGUUUACUUCGCGCCUGCGCAAAAUUCCCCGUGUCGAGUUCAGCGACUCGCGCGUGCCAGAGCGAGCUCAAUCUCACGACCCUCAAAUCGCAGCUGAGGAAGCGCGUUUUAGGGAAUUCGCUGUUUCAGCGCAGUGUUUUCUUUGGUUGAGUUUGAUUCAGCGCCUGUAGUGAAAGAUGGAUCCGCAGAAAGUGUCGGAGUUGAAGGCCUUCGUGCAGCUGUGUAAAGAUAAUCCAGCUAUACUGCAUAUGCCAGAGAUGAGUUUCUUUAAAUCCUGGCUGCAUGGGAUGGGAGCGACCAUACCAUCACCAUCAAGGAACAGCUCACCAUGCCAGGGAGGCUGUCCAUGCGAUGGGGCUCCCAAAUCAGCCCCAGAACCCAAGCCGGCCCCCGAACCAGCCCCACCAUCCGAGAGUGAGGAGAGUGAAAUAGAAAUUGACAAUGAAGGAGUGAUUGAGCCAGAUACAGAUGAACCUCAAGAGAUGGGCGAUUAUGAGAACCUGGAGGUGACAGAUGAAAUGAUAGACCAGGCCAAUGAGAAGAAGUGUGAGGCCAUUGGAGUGUUAGGAGAUGGUGACCUACAGAAAGCUCUGGAUCUGUUCACAGAGGCCAUCACACUCAACCCCAAAUUGGCCAUUCUGUACGCCAAAAGAGCAAGUGUGUAUGUGAAGAUGCAGAAACCCAACGCUGCCAUCAGAGAUUGUAACAGAGCCAUUGAAAUUAACCCAGAUUCAGCCCAACCCUAUAAGUGGAGGGGGAAAGCACACAGAUUGCUUGGACAUUGGGAAGAGGCAGCAAAGGACUUGGCAAUGGCCUGCAAACUUGACUAUGAUGAUGAUGCCAGUGCCAUGCUUAAAGAAGUUCAGCCAAAGGCCAACAAAAUCAUUGAGCAUAAGCGCAAAUAUGAACGCAAGCGGGAAGAACGGGAGAUCAAAGCGAGGCAAGAACGAGUCAAGAAAGCGAAGGAGGAGCACGAAAGAGCACAGAGGGAAGAGCAGGCCAGACAACAGGCUGCAGGAGGUUCACAGGGUGGGUUCCCUGGAUUUCCAGGAGGGGCAGGUUUCCCAGGGGGUGCAGGUUUCCCAGGUGGAAUGGGUGGACUAAAUGAUUUAUUUAAAGACCCAGAGGUUCUCAUGGCUAUGCAGGACCCAGAUGUGAUGGCAGCCUUCCAGGAUGUGGCACAAAACCCAGCCAAUAUCGCCAAGUACCAGAGCAACCCCAAAAUCAUGGCUUUGAUCAACAAACUCAGCUCCAAGUUUGGUGGCCAGCAGCCUUAAAGGGCAGAAAAUAUUCAUGUGGAUAGCGUCUGGUUCCAAUACUCUGAUGUAGUUUUUUCUCACUGGUUUCUUCCAAGGACAUAGCUUGGAGCAGUUGAAGUAAAGAGAUAGUUUUACAAGAAUUCAGACUGGUACUACAAUGCUGAUGAAUUAGAAGAAAACUAUUAAAGAGUAUAGGAACAAGACAAAAAGAGAGUUGGGGGUGGUGCAUGAACUGAAAGGUUUUGGUUUAUUCUUCUGAAGUUUUGAUUGGGACAGACUGUUUCAUGACAUUCACUGAGGUCAGCCCACUCAACACAUUUGGCACUUAAAACAAAGAUCUUGAGUUCUUCGGGGGCAUUAAAAUCUAAUCAUAAUGCGGGUCAAGGAAUCAGUAUGCAUUACUGGACUUUAGAAAAAUGUCUUUAAUUGCUACUUAAACAAUUCAACAGCCAAUCAUUCCAGGGGAUUAAGUAUAGUUAAACACUUUCAUAGUUGAUGAUGUGGUCUGUUUUUUUCUCACAUAUUAUACAUAUCCUCUCAGUUCAUGAUUUAAUUUGAUAAGUGUACCUUAACAUUUUUUUCAUCCUCGCCCUCAUUGUAACCUAACAGUUUGUGUCUUGUCAAUGCUAAGUGAAAAUUAAAACAUUCUUUUAAGAAGUUUGCAUUUAA